AUGGCUGACGAGUUAUACCUAAUGGCUCAUGAAAUAAAGCUGAAUGAUAUUGAUGAAUUUAUGAAAUUAUUUGGUAAUAGGAAUGAACAACAAAUAUUAGAAAAACAUAAAAAUGAAUUAAAAAUUUUAAAUGAAAAAAAUAAUGUAGUAGGACAAUCAAUUAGAAUGAAUAAUGAGAUUAGUGAUAUUCGAGAAAAACUUGAUUAUUGUUCAAGAGUAUCUGAAAUUGGUUAA
Didymodactylos carnosus is the source of this 234-nucleotide messenger RNA. The record is from the annotation of a GenBank genome assembly. NCBI's taxonomy places the organism in Eukaryota, Metazoa, Rotifera, Eurotatoria, Philodinida, Philodinidae.